AUGUCAUCAAUUAAUAAUACAGAAAUAGAUCAAGGAGUACAUAUUUCUAUUGAUUUACUUUCAUAUAAAAAUUCUCCGAUAAAGAGAACAUCAAGUCAAAUAGCAAUAAUAGAUAACAACAAUAAUUCAACAAAUAAAUCUUUUCAAAGAAUAAAUUCUCAACGGAAACGAAUAUCACAUUCAAUCAAUGAAUUAACUCGUGAAUGUGCUAUUUGUUUAUUAGAUCAACCAAUUUAUUUUUUUGAAGGAUUUUAUAGUAAUCAAUGUAAACAUUCUCAACGAACAAUAUGUGAUACAUGUAUUUAUAAUCAUGUAAAAUUUUUUGUUGAAAAUAAAUUAAAUACAAAUAUAAUUUGUCCUGAACCUAAUUGUAUGACUAUAUUUACUUUUGAAAGUAUUCGUUAUAUUCUUCAUAUGGGAAAUAAUAUCGAAUUAUUUGAACGAUAUGAUCAACAAUUAACACAUAAACAUCUUGAACAAAUUCAAGAAUUUGUUUGGUGCGCACAUAAUGGAUGUGGUUCAGGACAAUUACAUUAUACAGAUAUAUAUUCAAAUUCUAUAGUUACUUGUAUUAAAUGUAAAAAACAAACAUGUGCAUAUCAUCGUAUGAAAUGGCAUAAUGGAAUGACAUGUCAAGAAUAUGAUCUAUCUACUGAUGAUAAUACACGAUUAUGGCUUAGAAAAAAUACAAAAAAAUGUCCGUUAUGUCAUUCAUUUAUUGAAAAAAUAUUUGGAUGUGAUCAUAUGACAUGUACUAUAUGUAAACAUCAAUUUUGUUGGAUAUGUUUGGCUGAUUAUCGAAAAAUUCAAAUUUAUGGUCGAAAACAACAUAUGAAAUAUUGUACACAUUAUUCUCUUUAUUCUCAUUCGAACAAUCAUUUUUAUAGACAAAGAUCAAUUAUUUGUACUAUUUUAUAG
Rotaria sp. Silwood1 is the source of this 918-nucleotide messenger RNA. NCBI's taxonomy places the organism in Eukaryota, Metazoa, Rotifera, Eurotatoria, Philodinida, Philodinidae. The record is from the annotation of a GenBank genome assembly.